Molecule: messenger RNA, 667 nt
Organism: Neomonachus schauinslandi (Hawaiian monk seal)
Lineage: Eukaryota; Metazoa; Chordata; Mammalia; Carnivora; Phocidae
Product: UBX domain-containing protein 2A-like
Exons: 1
Coding region: 90-587 (165 amino acids)
Biological process (GO): proteasome-mediated ubiquitin-dependent protein catabolic process; Golgi organization; autophagosome assembly
Cellular component (GO): nucleus; cytosol
Molecular function (GO): ubiquitin binding
Source: RefSeq, a predicted model, not a curated record
ACAGCGACUAUGGCGCCCGCGGCCCCUGAACGAACGGAGGACCAGGCUGGGAGGCGGCAGCGCGGCCUCGCCCUGAGUAAGGCAAAAGAAUGAAAGAAGUAGAUAAUCUCGAAAGUAUAAAAGAAGAAUGGGUUUGUGAAACAGGGUCUGACAACCAACCUCUUAGUGAUGAUCGACAAAGAAAUUGUGAAUAUUUUGUUGACAGCCUUUUUGAGGAAGCUGAGAAGGUUGGUGCCAAAUGCAUGUCUCCCACUGAACAGAAGAAACAGGUCGAUGUAAGUAUAAAAUUAUGGAAAAAUGGAUUCACAGUCAAUGAUGAUUUCAGAAGUUACUCUGAUGGUGCAAGUCAGCAGUUUCUGAACUCCAUCAAAAAAGGGGAAUUACCUUUGGAAUUACAGGGAAUUUUUGAUAAAGAGGAGGUGGAUGUUAAAGUUGAAGACAAAAAAAAUGAAGUGUGUAUGUCAACGGAGCCUGUGUUCCAGCCCUUCUCAGGACAGGGUCACAGACUGGGAAGUGCCACACCAAAAAUUGUUUCUAAGGCAAAGAGUAUCGAAGUUGAGAAUAAAAAUAAUUUGUCUGUUGUUUAACUAAACAAUCUGGAACCCAUCACUAAUGUACAGAUCUGGUUAGCCAAUGGAAAAAGCAUUGUCCAGAAAUUUAACAUUUC